UCUUCUGCCCUCCCGUCGAUCCCUUUCGACUCUUGUUCUCCUCGAAGCCCACAAGCUCUCGAAGACCUAAAAUCCCUCUACAAGUAACGUACUACCCGUCUACUCAAGAUCUCCCCCCUCUUCCGAAAGAAAAAUGGCUGGCGCUCGUGGAUGCUUCAACUGUGGUGGCUUCGGUCACCAGGCUGCCAACUGCCCUAAAGCAGGCACCCCUACCUGCUACAACUGUGGCCUCGAGGGUCACGUCUCCCGUGAUUGCACGAUGGAGCAAAAGGCAAAGUCGUGCUACAAGUGCGGCCAAGAAGGCCAUAUUUCGCGCGACUGCCCCGACACUACCGCUGCGCCAGGCGGAUUCAACGCCUUUGGCGGCGGCUCGAGUGCAGGUGCUGGCGGUGCUGAGUGCUACCGUUGCGGCAAGGUCGGCCAUAUCGCGCGGGCGUGCCCCGAGGCGCCAGGAGGCGUAACAGGCGGACGUGGAGGCUACGGCGGUGGAGCAAGCUACGGCAACUUCGGCAGCCAGCAGCGCACCUGCUACACUUGCGGCGGCGUUGGCCACUUGUCGCGUGACUGCGUCCAGGGUUCAAAAUGCUACAACUGCUCCGGCGUUGGACACAUCAGCCGUGACUGCCCUCAACCCCAAAGGCGGGCAUGCUACACCUGCGGCUCCGAGGGCCACAUCUCUCGUGACUGCCCGGGUGUAGCUACUGCUGAGGGCAGUGCGUAAGGAGUGUCCGGCUGUGCCCGGAGGGGGAGGAGACUGUCUGUCGUCGUGGAGUAGUCUUUGCGUCGCUUCGUCUGUCUGCUAUCCGACCAGUCGCUUUUUUCUUGUUUCGUGCUGUCGCAGCGUCCGCGUCGGUGCGCGCGUGUCCAUGUGAUAUCUAUAAUGUGUAGUGUUCGCCGCUGUUUAUACAUGCUCGAUGAUAGCGAGUGCUCCCUGCUC
This is a messenger RNA of Heterobasidion irregulare TC 32-1, 937 nucleotides long. RefSeq lists its product as uncharacterized. NCBI's taxonomy places the organism in Eukaryota, Fungi, Basidiomycota, Agaricomycetes, Russulales, Bondarzewiaceae. The transcript has 9 exons. Gene Ontology annotation, molecular function: mRNA binding; zinc ion binding; translation regulator activity. The coding region runs from base 134 to 721 and encodes 195 amino acids. Gene Ontology annotation, biological process: positive regulation of cytoplasmic translation. Gene Ontology annotation, cellular component: cytoplasm. The record is from RefSeq and is a predicted model, not a curated record.